AUGGAUGAGUCUGAGCUUGAAGAAGGAGAGGCUUGCUCUUACAAUCUUACUAACGAUUUUGGUUCAAGCUUCGACCCUGACAAUGAUCUCUCUUACAUUGACGACAAGCUGCAAAACAUACUUGGACAUUUCCAGAAAGACUUUGAGGGCGAUUUUUCUGCUGAGAAUCUUGGGGCGAAAUUUGGUGGCUAUGGUUCUUUCUUACCAACUUAUCAACGUUCCCCUCUUUGGUCUAUUCCAAAGGCACCUGCAAAACCUCAGAGUUCUGCAGGGACUAGAUCUCCUAACAUCUUGCUAGGGGAGUCCCAGAGUGGUAAUGCAGCUUCUUCUAGUGUUCCUAGAAAGGAAAAAUCUGAGCUUGCCUCCUCUAGAAUCCCCCAAAAAUCAGUGAAAUCCAAGAAACCCAACUCCAGUUCCAGACAUGAAUCUGCAACCAAAAAACCUGGGGUCUUCAGUAAACAGAGCUCUCUGAAGCUUCGGAUAAAGAUGGGAUCAGAUAAUUUACCUACUGAAAAGAAGGCUGCUGCGAUAUACAGUGGCCUCGGACUCGAUGUGUCGCCUUCUUUGUCAUUAGAAAAUGAUAGUCUUUCUGGCAGUGAAGGGAAGAAUGGGGAACCUGAAGGUUAUUCUCCGUUGGAGUCUCCCACCAAUAUUCUUAAUGUUAUGACUUCCCUUCCUGUGGAUCAUUGUCAGUUGCUAUCUCCUCUCUCUGAUGAUCUGAUUCGAUUCAUUGAGAGGGAAAAACCCGAGAAGGGAUAUAAGCAUACAUCUCCAUCCAGGCUUUUCAUUGAGAGUUCUUCUACUAUGGCAAACCGUCCAGAGCCUCAAAAGGCUGGAGAAAAUCCAUUAGUGGAGAAGAAAAGAAAGAUGAUGGAGAGGAACAACUUGUCUGCAGAGACAAAUGUCCGCAGUAAGAAGGGCGUAUUAGAUGAAACUGAUGCAACGGAAACAAACACAUCAUAUCCUUCUGCGACGGAGAAAGAAACAGUCAGUAGUAAAUUAUUUGAUGCAUCCAAAGAAAGCUACAAUGGCACUGUUAAGGGAGAAAUGGCGGGUGAUGUAGAGAGAAGUAGAUUGUGGGGUCUAACCCGUCAUAAAGAUCUUGAGCCGCAUCAUGAGAAUCCAAAGACUAGUUCAGCUGCAAAUGUCCGGGAAGAUAAGAAGACCAGAUUUGGUGAUGAUGAUGGAGAAUACAAAGGAAGCAAAGCUCCUGAUUUGGUUAAAAAGGAACCAAAAGCGUCAAAACUGAAAAGUGGUCAAAAGGCGGAGCCAGAACAUUCAUCAAGAAAACAGAAGUCUGAUCAGAUUGAACGGGAGCCACAGUCUUCUUCGAAGUUUAGGGAACAUAAAACCUCUGUUGUUUAUGAUACAAAGAUGAAUGGUCAAGCUAAGAAGAAGGAAGUGGCAGCCUUGAAACAACAUAAUGGUGGCAAAAAGGCUGAGGAUACUUACAAAGACUUUUUUGGAGACAUAGAGGACUCUGAUGAAGAAAUGGAACAUAAUUGUUCGUUGGAACUAAAAGAUGUCCGUGUAUCGGAAAAGGGACUUCCGACCUUUGAAGAUAUGCCGGAAAAAUCAAGAGUCGCACUGACAGAAUCUCAGAAUGUUGGUCCUGGACCCGUAGUGGGCAACUUUGGUAGUGAUUCUUCUCUUUCUAAAGCGAAUCCCGUGAUCAUAGAAGAAAAUUGGGUUGGUUGUGACAAGUGUGGAAAGUGGCGGAUUCGUCCUUUUGGUGAUGUCCCCGAACUUCCGGAGAAAUGGAUGUGCACGAUGCUUGAUUGGCUCCCUGGUAUGAACUCUUGCAAUGUUCCUGAAGAGCAAACAACGAAAGCUUUGUAUGCGAUGUAUCAGAUGCCGGCACCUGAAACCCAGGCUCCAGUGCAGAGUAACCCCAGUGGCCUUAAACCUGAGUUUAAUCAGGGAGACGACAACACAAAAAGGAAGAGGAAAGGUUUAAAAAAGUUAGACAAUGGAAUGGUUAAAGAAGUUUCUCGAACUGCAGAAACAAGCAAGAAGAGUAUCUUAACAUCAGCAAGAAAUGGAAUCAUGCACAAUUCGCAUGGACUUGGUGACUUUGCUGACGAAGAGAGACAUAAGCAUAAACAGAAAGAGAAAGGAAAAGCAGUGGAUCACCACUCUGAUGACUCGAGGAGCUUGAAGAUGAAUAACAUAAGGAACGCAGAUCAAGAUAGUUCUAUGCUGGCCAAGAAAAUGAAGAUUGAAAGUUUUCUGUUUCAUGAUGAAUCUGAACACGGCAAUGGACGUCCUACCUCGAGUAGUGGUGUCCCUGUCGCGUCAGCAGAUAAAAAGCACAAGCCUCGAGCCUCCUCUAAAAUGCCAAACGAGGAAGGGGGAGCUUCAGACACGGGAAACAGCAAUAGCACAGGGGGAAGUAAAAAGAGGAAAUUGAAAGAAAGCCAUGGUUCUCGGGUUUACGGUGAGAACGAAAACCAUGAACGAAAGAAAGCUCGAGUUCUUAAAGAAGAAAAGGAGCCAAGUUUCUCUCAUGGCAAUGGAAAGUCGGAAAAGCAAAACACAAGUCAUUCGAAAAGAGAGUACGGACAUGUUGCGGCCACCUCUAGUUCUUCUAAGCUUUCCGAUUCUCAUAAACCUAGAUACAGCUCCCACGAAGUUAAAUGCUCGCCUGUUGAGUCGGUGUCGUCCUCACCUAAGAGGAUCCCCAACCCGGAUAAAAGUGUAUCUCUGAGUAAGAAGAAAGAAGAAUCUUAUGAUGCUGACGUCUUCCCAGCAAGUAGUAUGAGAAGAUUCUCAGAUGGUGAAGGUGAUGGUGGGAGUGAUAGAUCGCAAACGCGGACAAAACAUAGAUCCCAUGAGUCUUCUGUGCUUGAUGUCUGUGAUAAUAAAGGAUCGUUGAAAGCUAAAGAGCGCGCUGAACCUUCUCUGGAUGCCAAUUUAGAAAAUGGUGGCCACAAGGAUUUACCACUAAAAUUGGAUGAAGGAAAGCAAUCUAGCGACCAUCAUCAUCGGCGUAGCAAUGAUUCUUUGGCGAAGAAGUCAGGAAAAGGUUCAUCUUCUCGGUCCAAAGACAAGAACCUAAGCAUUAGGUCUGAUUCACGGGAUGGUCCGAGACAUAUUGAAAAUAAGAUAUACGACGCUAGUCCAGACAGUAGAAUAGACAUGGUCGUGAAAGCAAACAUUCCGAAACCUUAUGACGUUGAAAGAGUAUCAGAAAGGAGUAAUAGAGCAGAUCUAACUUCUCCAUCACGGCCACCAUCUAGAGGUGAUUCCUCCCGUAAGAAAGUGGAAAAAUGCAGCACGUCAGCUGGCAAUAAUAGUAUCCAAGCUGAUGAUGAUGUGACAAAGGCAACAACAGCCCAGAUAAGAAGGAAAAACGAGCCGUCUCCAAGCCCCUUGCGAAAGGAAGUAACAUCUGUGCAAGCCGCCCAUAAUAUUUUGAAAGAAGCUACAGACCUAAAACAUACAGCUGAUCGCCUCAAGAGUUCGUUGUCAAACCUUGAGUUUAUUGAGCUUUACUUCCAAGCUUGCCUCAAGUUUCUUCACGGUGCUUCUCUCUUGGAGAUGAGCAGUAACGAGAGUGCUCACUCUACGAGUAUUUAUAGCAGCACAGCGAAUCUCUGCGGAUUUUGUGCACGUGAGUAUGAGAAGUCUAAAGAGAUGGGAGCUGCUGCUCUGGCUUACAAAUGCAUGGAGGCUGGGUAUAUGAGAUGGGUCAAUUCCUCUUCCACCAGUGCUAAUAGAUAUCGAAAUGAAUUGCAGACUUCUUUGCAAAUAGUUCCUCCAGGUGAGUCUCCUUCCUCUUCUGCUUCGGAUGUUGAUAACGUGAACCAUCCAGCAGCAGUAGACAGAGUUGGCAACUCAAGGUGCACCAGUUCUCCUUUAGUUGCUGGGAACCACGUCAUUUCUGCGCAAAACCGCUCUAAUAUUUUACGUCUAAUUCAAUUUGCUCAGAACGUAAAUCUGGCAAUGGAUGCAUCAAGGAAAUCACGUAUGGCAUUGGCAGCUUCUAUUGAAAACUUGGGGGAGGGUGAACAACAAGGAGAGGGAAUUAUAUCCAUUAAAAGCGCCCUUGAUUAUAACUUUCAAGACUUGGAGGGGUUGUUACGUUUAGUGAAGCUUGCAAUGAAUGCCAAUAACCGGUGAAAGACAGCUGAAACGAAGCAGCUUAUAUACGAAAAUGUGAGAAAAAGAAGAGGCAAAAUUCUGAUGGUGAAAAGGAUCAUCUGUUGCCUUGCGGCUCUGCCUGCGUUUUGAGCAAUUGUUUUGGGUGUCAUAAUCAUUUUGUACAAAUUCCAUGAAGAGUUCCGCUUACAGAGUCUGCUAUGAAGAGCUUUCUGGUAAACCAAGGAAGGAACAUGACAUUUGACUCCAUCAGAUACUUCUCUAAUUCUGCCGAGGAACAACUCACAAAGGUAACAUAAUAAGGAAGCUUCUUUUCCAGCUAAGAAUCAUGUAUGGAGUAUGUAUACAGAGCAACCAAGGUGUAACUUCUGGUACUGGAUUCUCCAUUUCUCGAUCACAAGACAGAGAAAUCCGUUCUCCCAGUAUGAGAUUGUUAACUGUCUCAUUCAAAUAAAAGCCAUUUAGGGUAUAUUACAAAGAAAGGAAACAAUAAGAUUAGAAGAGUUUGGAGUAAUAGUAGCUUUCCCUGUAGUGGUGAUAGGCUUUUUCAGUUUUAGGAGUGUUGUCUUUUUUUCUUUUUGUAGAUACAAAGUAAAAGAAAGUUACAAAUAGAGUUGUGCGGUCUUGGAGGAGCUUUCUCGGAGUUUCCAAUAACUUCCCGAUCUUGAUUUUCAGUUGCAGUUUUGAAACAGGCUUUGGUUCCUCUUUAUCUAUGUCGUAUCUUAAACUAAUAUUUUUUGUUUUUAGCAAAAUCCUCAACUCAUGAGUGUAUGUAUGCCUUCUCUGAUUUGAAUGGCCUUUAUGUAUAAACUGUACAUUUUUCAUCAAAGAUAUAUACAUUAGAGUUCUACAGUUAA
Messenger RNA from Eruca vesicaria subsp. sativa (arugula), 4958 nucleotides. The record is from the annotation of a GenBank genome assembly. Lineage: Eukaryota; Viridiplantae; Streptophyta; Magnoliopsida; Brassicales; Brassicaceae.